AUGACCCUCCUCACAGCGCUCGGCCUCAGCGCCAGCCCUCCCACCUCUCCAGUCCCUAACUACGCGCCCUACGCACUAAUCUUCAACUUCGUCUGGGCCUACGGACUGCUCUCUUCACGAACACUAAAACAAUACUAUGGCAUCGACCACAACGUCUCCCCCCGACAAGACCUAAGAAAAUACGGCGCGGCCGCCGUCUCAUCCGGAAAGAUCACACAGAAGCAACUCGACCGACUACAUCGGAACGAAGCAGCGCAUGCGAACGCAGUAGAGAACUACACGCUGCUGGUCGGAGCCGUGAGCAUGGCCAGCUGGGCCGGGGUGGAGAGCACGAUCAUCAAUCGCAGCGUAGCGGUGUACACGCUGGCGAGACUGGCUCAUGCGGCGGUGUAUAUCGGGAUUGAUCGGUCGGGAUGGAGUCAGUUGAGGGGGAUUUGUUGGUGGAUUGGGAAUUUGAGUUGUUUGGGGUUGUUGUGGAGGAGUUUUCCUUCAAUUUAA
This is a messenger RNA of Aspergillus affinis, 498 nucleotides long. Its product is annotated as MAPEG family protein. The transcript has a single exon. NCBI's taxonomy places the organism in Eukaryota, Fungi, Ascomycota, Eurotiomycetes, Eurotiales, Aspergillaceae. Gene Ontology annotation, cellular component: membrane. The record is from RefSeq and is a predicted model, not a curated record. The coding region runs from base 1 to 498 and encodes 165 amino acids.